GUCGGACCCGCUGUGGUGAUGGCGGCGCAGAUUGAUUGUGAAUUCCUAGUGAAGAAGGCUCGGGAUUUAGUGACGGAUGAUCCUUGGGCCGCCAAAGCCUGGCUAAUUACUUCCAGGACCUUAUACCCUACUGACUUCGGGAUUCAGUAUGAAAUGUAUACAAUCGAACGAAAUGCUGAGAGAACGGCUUCAGCUGGAAGAAUCCUUUAUGACAUGUUUGUAAACUUUCCUGAUCAGCCAAUGGUUUGGAGAGAAAUAAGUGUUAUUACAGCUGCACUGCGUAAUGAUGCUCAGGACAAGCAGACACAGUUUUUACGAGGUUUGUUUGAGACUCUUCCAGGUCGAAUACAAUGUGAAAUGCUCCUUAAAGCCACAGAACAGUGCUUCAACACAUUGGAGAGAGCAGAGAUGUUGCUGCUGCUCUUGAGACGGUUCCCGGAGUCUGUGGUACAACAUGGAGUCAGUCUUGGUGAAACUUUAUUGGAAGCUGAAAACAUGGAUGAUCAAGAAUCACCUGUCAACUGUUUUAGGAAGUUAUUUGUGUGUGAUGUUCUACCUCUAAUUAUUAAUAACCCUGAAGUGAGAUUACCUCCUAACCUGCUGUAUCAGUAUCUUCACAAGGCAGCAGAGUUUUAUAUUGGUUAUGUUACUAGAUCACCUUCAUUGGAAAGUCAGCAUCAAGGUUCCCAAGACACAGCUGAUUUAAAGUCACCCACCAAGCGGAGCACCCAGAAAUAUGUUAUAGAAGGUCUGACUGAGAAGUCAUCCAUGAUAGUAGAACCUUGGGAUAGAUUGUUUGAAAUUCUGUCUAUCGUGGCAAUGAGGUGUGAAUGGCAGAUGGACAAAGCAAACAGGAGUUGUGGUGAAAUUCUGCACAGAAUGAAAGAUUUAUGCAGAUAUAUAAACAACUUUGACGAUGAAGGCCACAGGAAAUAUAAGCAUCAAGUUGUUUACUCUACCCUGCUGGUAUUUUUCAAGAAUGCAUUCCAAUAUGUUGGUAGUAUCCAGCCAUCUCUAUUUCAAGCACCAAGCCCUUCCAGCAACCAGGUUCCUCUUAUUUUAUUGGAUGACUUGUCAAAUAUCUAUGGUGAUGUGGAUAUUGAUCGCAGUAAGCAUAUUCAUAAAAGACGAAAACUUGGAGAUGGGAGAGAAAAAACGUUGAGUUCAGAUGAUGAAGAAUGUUCUGGAAAAGUGCGUAACCGUCACAUUGUUGUCAAUAAGAUUGAGCUGCCAAAUUCAAUAGAUGUACUUGAGAGCUUUAAAGUAGCAAGAGAAAGUUGGGAAUUGCUUCAUUCCCAAGAGGCUUUGGAAAAAGAAGUCACUCGAAUCUGUAUAUCCUGGAAGACUGAAACCUGGCUAUGGUUGAGAAUAUUUAUUACUGACAUGAUUAUAUACCAGGGUCAAUACAGAAAAGCAAUAAACAGUCUUCAUCAGUUGGGUGCUCUUCAGGGAGCCCAGCAGCAUGUCAUGAGUCAGGGUACACUUGAACAGCAGAGGGCAUUAAUCCAAAUGGCUGCCUGUCACUUUGCAUUGGGGGAAUACAGAAUGACAUGUGAUAAGGUGUUGGAUGUUAUGUGCAGUAUUAUUCCAUGUACACAGGAUGUGGUGAAAGUACAGGAGGAAAUUCCGAAAGUGAAACCUAGAUUCAGAAAAGGUUCAGAUCUUAAACUCUUGCCAUGUACUAGCAAAACCAUGAUGCCAUAUUGCCUUCAGUUAAUGCUGGCUUGCUUUAAGCUGCGAGCUUUCACAGACAUACGAGAUGAUCUAGCAUUAGGUCAUGUGAUUGUACUGCUACAACUGGACUGGCCUCGAGGAGAGAACCUUUUUCUCAAAGCUGUUGACAAAAUCUGUCAACAAGGAUCCUUUCAAUAUGAAAACUUCUUCAAUUACGUCACAAACAUUGAUAUGUUGGAAGAAUUUGCUUAUCUUAGAACUACAGAAGGUGGUAAAAUUCAUCUCGAGCUGUUGCCAAAUCAAGGCCUUCUCAUAAAGAAUUCUAGCCCUCCACUGGGGGUACUUCCACAGGAGUUCAAACUGCAGCCCAGCAGUCAGACAGCUGACAGACAUCAUACCGUAACCCGAGGUAUUACCAAGGGAGUAAAGGAGGAUUUCCGGUUAGCAAUGGAGCGACAGGUUUCUCGCUGUGGAGAAAACCUAAUGGUUGUGUUACAUAGAUUUUGUAUUUCUGAGAAGAUAAUAUUACUCCAGACCUUGAUGUGAGGGAUAAUAUCAAACUCUCUUUUAGAAUAUACGAAUGGUUAUGUCAGUCUGUCUUGUGCAUGAAAAAACUUACUGAAUUUUAGACAUUAGUGUGUCCAUCUGACCAGGGCUCAAGCAAAGACUGGAAAGAACAUUUUAUUUCUAACUCCAUAUUUCUAACAUAAAAUGUCAGCAAUAUGUUAGUUCUUCACUUAGUGAAGUGCUUCACUUUUGAAGAAUGUGCGCAUUAAGGCCAGAGGUCCCAAUGCUAAAGGGCUGGAGUAUUUUUCCUUCUAUUUUCUGUUAUUAAGUUCCACCAUUCUGAGCAGAUGUACAAUUAUCUGUAGAGAAAAUUUCACAAUGACCCAGCAAUAUGCUUUAGCCUCAAGUCCCAUCCUCCAAAGAGUGUUCCCAACUCCACCAAUAUGUUUUCCUAUAUUUGUUGCACUAUGUUACUAAAUCAUAGACUGUUAAAAUUUUGGAAAAUUAUUGCCAUAUUUGUGUUGUCCAUUUUACAUCACUCCAAAGCUGAUUUUCCAUACUCAUUUGAUUAGUUUUCCCAUAGGCCUCAGAAAUAGUUUUUUUUCCCCAUCAUUGGCUCAGUUUAGGUAAAAAAGACAGUGCUGUAAUUCUGCCCUCCAAGUCCAUGAUACAAAUGAAAAUCAGAGAUCACAAAAUAACAUUUUUAAUUCAUCCUAGCAAACAAUAAUAAGGUUCAGUCUGUCUUAUAUUAAUAAGCCCACAUGUUAAUAGAGAAUCAGUUACAAUUCCAAAAAUCGUGCAAUUUCAAGAGUACUAUAUCCAACCCUUUUCACUUCAGAUUCAUCAACAUUGUCCAGGCAGAAUACCUCAUCCUGAAUUUGUUCUCCCUUCUUUAUCCACAUUAUAUGCUAAAAGUUGUAUUUAAGUUGAUUUUUUUCUUAAGAAGUUGUGCAUUUUGUUUCCAGUGUUUGUUUUACUCCUAGCUAUAGACAUUUGUAUACAGGAAAGACAAAGCAAUAUCAUUUCCUCUUAAUACCAGAAUCAGCUUCACCGAAUUUAUUCAUUGUGGUAGGGAUUUUGAAAGAAAUAUAUUUCUGAAGGAAAAGUAGGAUGGUUCAAAAAAUCAAAGUGUGCUGUAAAACAUCUUAUGUUUAUAGACUACAGAACCUUUUAAGCUUGCUCUUACAAUUUAACACAGCAACUGGUGUGAACUUUGGUGAAUUAAACCAUCUGAUUUAGAAUUAACAACAAUGCUUGAUGAUCCUAGUAUCAACAGUUUUCCAUUUAUGUAGAGCUUUCUCAAAGUAAUGUCAGUUAAAUGUUAAAAUUAUUCAUUGUGUUUUCCGAUUUUCCAUUUGUUGUUUUCAACUAAGGGCAGAAAUAGUGAAAAAAGUUUAAAUACAUUUAUAAAAUUAGUAUUUUCCGUGCAUUGGACACCAGCUCUAUCUCAUGAUCUAUAUUAAUUGUACAACUAUAAUUUGUUGGAAGUAGUUAUUAUUAACUGUUUGUAUUAUUUCCCCAGGGAUAUGACAUCAUUGCAGUUGAUUGAGAUGACAUUCACAGAAAUUCCAGGUUCAAAUCUUUAGCGAACUACCUUAGAUUGGGUAUUUAUUUGACUAAAAUGUCUUCAGAAUAUGUACCUGCUGUAACUUCUUGAAGCAAGUUUCCAAAAUUAGUGUCAGUUUUGAUAACUAUUUCCAGGGCAAUCACAUUUUAAAGAACAAUUUUUAAAAAUUGAAAUGGAGAUUUGCAGUGGUGAAGAAGGAAUGUUGAUCUUAUCCAUAAAAGAUUUUGAGAGAAAGGGAACAUUCCACUUUGAUAGGCCCACAGCCUGAAGCACAAGAACUAAAGUCUUCUACUGUGGUUUAAGCCUCCAGCAUUACAAUUUAUUUCAGUAUGGUAGAUUCUGUUUAAUUGCCUUAACUGCCAAAGCUGGAUGCCCAGUCUUAGUAUGUGUCAUAGUCACAGUCGUAGAACAGUGGCUUAUUAUGAUGUGAAUUUAAGGUGCAAAACGAGAAUUAUUUUAGAGACUGAUUAUUUAUUUUGUGUGGAUCUAUGUACCAGAGGCAUUGUUUAGUUGAAGGCAGUGUAAGUCUCCUAAUUACCAUAAAAUAUCUAUUUUUUGUAGCAUUCAUGUACAGUUUUAUAGAACAUUUGUUAGUUUUUAUGAAAACCUUUUUUCCAAAAAAAAUUGUCUUUUGUUGAUUUGCUGAAAUUGGGCUCAUAGCCACUUAAUUCAGAACAAUUACUUGUGUUGUUUUUCUGCUAUGACAAUAAAAAAAAUGAAAUGUAUAACGUCCAAGGUUUAAACAUAUUUUCUUGAAUAUGUGUAAGGUUCAAAAUAAAAUCUGAGGCAAACUAACAACCAUUUUUCCU
This is a messenger RNA of Pristis pectinata (smalltooth sawfish), 4557 nucleotides long. RefSeq names its product integrator complex subunit 10 (gene ints10). Gene Ontology annotation, biological process: snRNA processing. Gene Ontology annotation, cellular component: integrator complex. NCBI's taxonomy places the organism in Eukaryota, Metazoa, Chordata, Chondrichthyes, Rhinopristiformes, Pristidae. The record is from RefSeq and is a predicted model, not a curated record. The transcript is spliced from 18 exons. Bases 19 to 2220 code for a protein of 733 amino acids.